AUGUCCGCGAACUCCAGCUCGUCCUCGGGUGAUUCGGAGACUGUGACCAAGACGACCAGCUCGAACACGAGCGAUUCCUGCACCUGGUAUGCUGGCGAGAGCUGCUCGCAGCCUCGGACAGGCUACGACUGCCUCAAUGUGUUGCUCUCGACGGACGAGUGCGCCAUCGACCCCAAUGGCGCCUGCGUCAGCAUGUCCGUCUACGAGGAGUACCUGGCCGAUCGAGCGUACUACGAGCCUCUGUCCUGGUACUUCCCGGCCUCCAACUACACGUACUGCAGUGCGAACGACUCGGUGUGCUCGACGUGCAUCGCCGAGUGGACUACCAACUACGAGACGACGGGGAGUGCCGGCACCAAGACGUACUGCACGGGAUCGGACGGCUGCGUGUGCGUCGCAGCGGCGGAGGUGCCGGAUUGGGAGACGACGGUCAUCGCAAACCAGUGCGAUGGCUCGAGCGCUAGUGCCGACAGUUCACAAGAGUUCUCGUCGGGUACGCGGAUCUGCAUCAUCUUGGCCAUGUGCAUCGGCGGCGUCAUGAUUUUCUCCAUUUUCGCGGUGCGGAGGUGCAUCCGGUUAGCUUCGUUUCGGGCUUCAAGAUCUGGCUCAGUGCUUCGUACUCCGCCGGGACCCCAACUCAGCUUGGCCGGUUGGAAGUCGCUGCGCGCGAAGCUUAUCGAGACGGAACAUGGUUUCGUCAGGGGAGACACAACCAGGCUGGACACGACAACUCGCAGUGCCGAGGCAUUGGCGGAGGCGCCUGCUAUCACUGUCGAGGUGUGCACCGUUGCUCCUCGGCGGCCAGAGUCGCCUCCACCAUACGAGGCCCAGUACAUGAUGGCUCCGAUGUAA
This is a messenger RNA of Phytophthora sojae, 852 nucleotides long. RefSeq lists its product as hypothetical. The record is from RefSeq and is a predicted model, not a curated record. The coding region runs from base 1 to 852 and encodes 283 amino acids. The transcript has 2 exons. NCBI's taxonomy places the organism in Eukaryota, Oomycota, Peronosporomycetes, Peronosporales, Peronosporaceae.